Botrytis fragariae is the source of this 948-nucleotide messenger RNA. RefSeq lists its product as uncharacterized. The transcript has 2 exons. The record is from RefSeq and is a predicted model, not a curated record. Lineage: Eukaryota; Fungi; Ascomycota; Leotiomycetes; Helotiales; Sclerotiniaceae. The coding region runs from base 1 to 948 and encodes 315 amino acids.
AUGUCUACCUCGACUACAACGAUCACCGUCUCCUCAGCGUCUGUCAUUUCUUCUUCCUCGGUCUCAGUUGUCUCUUCCUCUUCCAAACCCGCAUCUACAAUUUCUUCGGCACCAAUUAUCUCUUCUUCAUCUAUCACAACUGUCUCUUCCUCAGCUCCAGUCAUCUCUUCUCCUUCCUCUUCAACUCCAAUUAUCUCUUCCUCACAGCCAUCAAUCUCCUCCUUAACAACCCCCGCACUACCGAUCCGCCACACAGCCUCCCAAACCCUCUCCCCAUCCCACAUAUCCGCAGAACCAUCUUCUCUCCUCCAAAUAGCGACUCCGAUUGCUAUUCCUCCACCUACCGGUACUUCUAUAUCUCUCCUCACCCAACUCCAAGAAGCCCUCGACUUCACCUCCACCCUCCUCGGUCUUUUCUUCGUUUCCCUCCUCACCCUCCUCUUCAUCUACUGGAGCACUCUCUACAUCCUACGCAAAACCAUCGGUAUAACUCCCCGCGAUACAUCCCCGAUCACCCAACUCAAAAAUAAAAACAAUGCCCCCACCUCCCCCAAAUCACCCAGCCACCUGCAAACCACCACCCCGCUCCCCCAAAAGAAAGAAGUAGGAUUCGCCCCCCACCCCUCCGACCCCGAAUUUGUUCUCUCAGGGCAAAAAGCCCAAGAAACCAAACGUCGUUUAUCCUCUAUCCCUCAAUCACCCACCUUGCCUACCUCCUCUCCCCCCCUCUCCUCAACAUCCCCAUACACACUUUUCCCCUCCUCGCAGCCCUGGCCUACAGAUGGAGUACAACUCGCAGGUCUAGGGUCCGUAUCCGAUUCCGAAAAAGAUCAAGUGGCGCAGAUAGCGCAGGCUACGAAUGCUGAGGAACUAAGCGAGAUGGCAGGAAAGAGAAAGGAAGAUGUGUUGGCGGAGGCGGAGUUGGAGUUGGAGUUUCAGAGAGGGUGA